Molecule: messenger RNA, 1639 nt
Organism: Lampris incognitus (smalleye Pacific opah)
Lineage: Eukaryota; Metazoa; Chordata; Actinopteri; Lampriformes; Lampridae
Gene: mpi
Product: mannose phosphate isomerase
Exons: 9
Coding region: 1-1269 (422 amino acids)
Biological process (GO): carbohydrate metabolic process; GDP-mannose biosynthetic process
Cellular component (GO): cytosol
Molecular function (GO): zinc ion binding; mannose-6-phosphate isomerase activity
Source: RefSeq, a predicted model, not a curated record
AUGGAGGAAGUAAGAGUGUUCCCUUUGACCUGUGCCGUGCAGAACUAUGCAUGGGGCAAGAUGGGCAUGGGAAGUGAGGUGGCCAAACUGGUUGUCGGUGGGGACCCACUGGCUGUCAUCGAGCAUGAUAAACCCUAUGCAGAGCUGUGGAUGGGUGCCCACCCCAAAGGCGAUGCCCAGAUCAAGGACAACAGGAUUGCCCAGACCACCCUUGGCCAGUGGAUAGCCCACUUCCCAGGCUGUCUGGGCUCCAAGGUCAAAGACACCUUCCAGGGCCAGCUGCCCUUCCUCUUCAAGGUGCUCUCUGUUAACACGGCCCUGUCCAUUCAGGCCCACCCCGACCGAGAGCUGGCUGCUCGUCUCCACGCUCAGUUCCCAGAACAUUACCCAGAUAACAACCACAAGCCAGAGAUGGCGAUCGCUCUAACAUCCUUCCACGGUCUCUGUGGCUUCAGGCCUGUGGAGGAGAUCUUGGGAUUUCUCAAAUUUGUCCCAGAGUUCCAUGCGCUCGUGGGUAACGAAGCAGCCGAAGAGCUGCAGUGCAGCAUGGGAGACGGCGUCCGUACGAGCCAGGCCCUGAAGAAGUGCUUCACCAGGAUGAUGAACUGCGAGAAGAAGGUUUUUGUAGACCAGCUCAACAUGCUGGUGAAGAGAGUCACCGAGGAGGCCGCUGCUGGGAAGGACACCACCAGCAGUAACGGUGAGCUGCUGCUGCGCCUGCACUGCCAGUACCCCGGAGACAUCGGCUGCUUCUCCAUCUACUUCCUGAACCAUGUGGUGCUGCAGCCAGGGCAGGCCAUGUUCCUGGGGGCCAACGUGCCUCAUGCCUACCUCAGCGGAGACUGUGUCGAGUGUAUGGCCUGCUCGGACAACACCGUGCGUGCGGGCCUGACCCCCAAGUUUAUCGAUGUGAACACGCUGUGUGAGAUGCUGAACUACAGCCCGUCCCCCGCCAGCAGCAAGAUCUUCCCCUCAGUGCAGGACUCCUCGGACCCCUGCGUGUCCCUCUACGACCCCCCUGUACCAGACUUCACUGUCAUGAGAAUACAGGUGCCGGCCUCGGUCAAGCAGUACACCUUGGCCCCAAUCGAUUGCGCCAGCAUACUUCUGGUCAUCGAGGGCGACGCCACGGCUACUGCGGCUUCCGCCCUGUCUGACAUCCCCCUGCGUAGCGGCACCGUCCUGUUCGUUUCGGCCAAUGAGAGCGUCUCCCUGCAUAUCACCUCCCCGUCGGGCAUGAGCAUGUAUCGAGCCUGCUGCCUCCUGUAAUCGCCCAUCUGGGGCUGUGUUUGAGAGCUUGUGCCACCUGUCGUCUAGAAGGCGUCUGGUUUUCAGCACACCAGCUCCAGGCUGUCAGAGAAAUUCAAUUAUCUGUUGGGGCUUCGAUUCGCACACAAAUCGAAAAAGGUACCGCAAUUUAACUUUCUCUACGGGGGCGAUGAUUUUGUCCAGUGUUGAGGUCUGCGAUGAGGGCAUGGUUUAGCAUCUAUGAAUAUUCUACUGUAGCAUGUGUCUGCUGAGAGCGUCUGUAUGUGAAACUAGAUGAAUAAAGCCCUGUUCUGCUACUACGCCGACUCCAACCUCACUUUGUACUGUAAGGCUCCCGUUGAGAAAUCGGCCAAUAGAAACGGGCCAAACA